GGCCACGCCAAUGUUAUUUGCUUUUAGUUUCACGAAAUCUCGGCCGUUUAUGCGCGUCAGUAAACACACAGUUCGUCCACCGUUUCCGAUGCAUCUCGGCAGACACAACGCCAUCAGUACGUAACGUCGCUUAGAAGUCGCCAGUCGCAAGCUCUCGCUAAACGGCUCCCACGAAACGAAAGAUGCAUGGUUUUUGCUACACUUAAAAAGGAAAAUUGUUACCAAAAAUAGUCAAAGAAAGGGUUACCGUCAGGAAGAGAAUGAUUGAGUGAGUGAAAAAGUGAAACAGUGCAGCUGACACAUGUCACCGUGAACGAGCUUCAAACGAGGGAAGAGACAGUUGUCACCAGGACUCUUUCGCUUUUGUUUCAACUUCCCGCACACACACACACACACACACUUGGGAAUCGUUUUGAUUGAGAGUAAAAUUAGCAUUAGGGCAGUGUUUUACGGUGGGCCACACGCACCCUCACCAGCAGCAGUUUAAUUGACUGUUUGACAGACGCAUCUCAAGUUACCGGGAACCUUGCGCGGUGGGUUCGUGGGAGCACACGCACGUACAGACACGCAUGAAAGAGGAAAAAAAGAGCGAGUCACUUUGAAUCAGCGACCCUCUGCGUUCACCCUGCCCAAUCGGUCCAUCAUUUGUCACGGUGAGUUUGACCGUACGUCACGCGACACGGCAACGCACGGUGUGUCGAUGUGUCAAACUGUGACUGGUUGGAAGCAACAAGUUGCACCAACCACACCGGCCUCCUCUAUGUAUGACCGUGAAAUGAUGCUACAACUACUGCAAGCUGAUCGGUAACAUCUGUCCGGUGGUACGGUGUUAACCUCACGCGGUUUGGCCCAGGUGGCUCCAUGUCGAUCCGGGUGGGAGACCAUAAUAAAUAAAUAAAUAAAUAACUAUAUCGGUGAAGGCGAACUCGCUGCGUUCGACUUGAGUUUCAUGCAUUUCCGAUGUGAAAGUGAACCGUGGCCUCACGCUCAAUCAAGCGCGAUUCGAACGACGAAAAACGAGCACGCGAGUGAGUGAAACGGAACGGCCACCAUCUUGAUGGGCUAGAGCGGGAAGCAGCAAGCGACCAUCCCGUCUGUGUGUAACUUUGUGGGACCGUUGAUUUGUGGUUCUAAAAAUAAGAAAAACCCUAUAUUCCAACGUCCGAUUGAGCCGGCCGUUUGCUCGGCGGGGACGUUCGGCCGUUGGCGUGCCUGGUGACAGAAGAGUGAAAUUUGUCGUGAAAGCCAUCACACACGCCGUACGCAGGGCGAGAUUUUACCGUGAAACACACGCAUCAGUUUGCACGCUCGAUAGUGAAACGUUCGUAUCCGAUCGAAGCGGAUCGGUUUUGAAGAUUUUGCAGCCGUUCUAAGUGCAGUUGUUCUAGCGCACCGAGUGCAGUGUUUGGCUGAAGUGAAACAGACAGCAUGCCGUCACAUCAUCAGAAGAAGAAGCAUAAGAAACAGCAGAGCCACGCAUCUGGGAAUUCUAAGGAAGAUGCUCAGACAACCUCAGAACAGGACAGUGCAGUUGAUGGUCAUUUGGAAGAGAGUACACCUUACGCAUUGAAACGUUCCGAGCAGGUUGGCAGAUAUCUUGUUGCCUCACGAGACCUUAAAGCAGGUGAAGUCAUCAUCGAAACGCCACCGCUCGUUGUGGGUCCAUGUGCAGAAACUGAACCAGUCUGCUUAGGUUGUCACAGCUCCUUUACGCCGGGUAGCGAGGUGUACAGAUGUGACAGCUGUAACUGGCGACUAUGUGCUCCCAACUGUCACGGUCUAAGCACUCACCGACAGCUAGAAUGCAUUCCACUGCGGGAUAAGGCAGUCCACAAGCUACUCCAACCGUCCACUCCCGUCCAGCAGAAGCUGAUGUACGAAGCCAUACUUACACUGCGCUGCAUGCUGCUGAAAACCGUCGAUCCGGUCAAUUACGAUCGCCUACUGGAUAUGGAUCCUUUGAACGAUGUUCGUCAACAGAUACCUAAACUAUGGAACCGUAACCAGAAAGAGAUUGUACGACGAAUCCGGGAUGAGUGGGGAUUCACCGAUGACUUUACCGAACUGGAACUCCACACCAUCUGCGGCAUUAUCGAGGUUAAUGCGUUCGAGGUGGGCCAAGAUCCGAUCAAGGCUCGUGCACUCUUCCCGAAGGCAUGUCUCCUAAUGCACGACUGUACACCGAACACGGGCCACACGGAUGAUCUCCAGACACACCAUCUUACAGUGCGAGUCCUGAGAGAUGUAGAAGCGGGUGAGUCACUUACGCUCACCUACGCACACAUCCUCCAAGGAACACUGAAACGACGGCAGCAUUUAAAGGAAGAAAAGUUCUUCGACUGCAACUGUCGUCGGUGUUCCGAUGCUACCGAGCUCGGCACGUACUGCAGUGCGCUCCGAUGCACCAAAUGCCGAAGAGGACUCAUCCUACCAGCGAACCCACUCAAUCAGCAAUCGGAAUGGCGCUGCCAACAAUGUCCAAACAGUGUGUCCUGCGAGUCGGUUAUACUGCUGCUCGAAAAACUAUCCCAACAGCUCGAAUGCAUCGGUGGGAACGAUGUCGGCGGAUUGGAAGCAUUCCUACACACGCAGAGCACGGUCCUGCACGAUAACCACUAUCUGCUGCUGUCGGUGAAACAUUCGCUCUGUGAGCUGUACGGGAAGAUUGAGGGAUAUCUCAUACCGGAGCUCAGUCAGGAGCAGCUGAAGCGCAAAGAGACGCUCUGUCGAGAUCUGCUCGAGGUAGUGGAUCAGUUGGAGCCCGGGCUUAGUAGACUGAGGGGUACCAUCAUGUACGAGAUGCAUGUGCCGCUGUUGAUAGAGGCAGGACAAUUGUUUCAGAGUGGAGUAAUUCAACGAGCGGAGCUACGCCGUCGGUUGAAGGAAGUGCAACGGCUUUUAAGGGAAAGUGAGCGGAUAUUGUCACUCGAGCCGGAAGGCUCGCCGGAGUAUGGCAUAGCAGAGGCGGCUAGGGAUGCACUUAAAAAUAUGGGAACUGUAUAAACAGUGAGAAUUGUUGUAAAAGGAGUUUUCUUUUAAAAUAAAUCCCUUUUGAAGUUAU
Molecule: messenger RNA, 3061 nt
Organism: Anopheles stephensi (Asian malaria mosquito)
Lineage: Eukaryota; Metazoa; Arthropoda; Insecta; Diptera; Culicidae
Product: SET domain-containing protein SmydA-8-like
Exons: 4
Coding region: 1429-3003 (524 amino acids)
Molecular function (GO): protein binding
Source: RefSeq, a predicted model, not a curated record